AAGACCCGAAUGGGUGCCAAGCAGUCAAGGGCCAGCUCCAAGGACAAGGACCCCAAGAGGCUACUGCUGAUGGGAAGGAGACAAAAGUUCUCUUCGUGGGAUGACACCCUGCUCUUGGGGAAGGACCCGAGGUCCCUGCUGAAGCGUGGCAUGCGCCACGUCAGCUUCAGCUUGGUCACCAAAGGAAUGACAGAUAUCCCAGACUUUCUAUGGGGUUUGUCAGAAGUCCAGAAACUUAAUCUGUCUCACAACCAGCUCCUAGCUCUCCCUCCUGAGGUAGGGAGGUUGACCCGGAUUGUGGUCCUGAACUUGUGUGGGAACCGUCUCAAGAGUCUUCCCAAAGAAGUCAGCCUCCUCCAGAGCCUCAAGGUCCUGUUUCUCAACAUGAACUGCCUGGCUGAGAUGCCAGCUGAACUGAGCUUGUGCAGGAGCCUAGAGGUGCUGAGUGUGUCACACAACUGCCUAUCGCAGCUUCCUGCCAGCUUCGCCGACCUCUCUAGACUGAGGAAGCUGAACCUCAGCAACAAUUACUUUGCACACAUCCCCAUCUGUGUGUUCUCCUUGAAGGAGCUGGAUUUCCUGCAUGUGGGCUCCAAUCGCCUAGAAAACAUCGCUGAGAGCAUCCAGUGCCUGGCCAGUCUGCAGAUCUUCAUCGCAGAGAGCAACAAUAUCCACUCCUUCCCCAGGUCACUCUGCCUUGUCACUAGCCUGGAGCUGUUGAACUUGAACAACAAUGAUAUCCAGACCCUUCCGGAUGAACUCUACCUGCUGCGAAGACUGGGGAGGAUUGCAUGGAAUCCCAUGGACAAAGGGCUUCACAUUUCCCAUAACCCUUUAUCCAAGCCCCUGCCAGAGCUAGUGGAAGGGGGACUGGAGAUGCUUUACAGCUACCUGAAGGACAAAAAGCACAACUGAUGGCAUGGACACCAGAGGCAUGGACAGGGGCCAGUUCGUGUUGAUGCUUUCAGCCUGGGUACUUAUCUAGUCUAAGCUUUGGCUCUACUGCUAGUGUCUGUCAGUACUGGGUUCCUUUUGCUAAGUCACUAUCGAGCA
Messenger RNA from Nannospalax galili (Upper Galilee mountains blind mole rat), 1053 nucleotides. It is a transcript of the gene Lrrc30, whose product is annotated as leucine rich repeat containing 30. NCBI's taxonomy places the organism in Eukaryota, Metazoa, Chordata, Mammalia, Rodentia, Spalacidae. Gene Ontology annotation, molecular function: protein binding. Bases 10 to 915 code for a protein of 301 amino acids. The transcript has a single exon. The record is from RefSeq and is a predicted model, not a curated record.